Messenger RNA from Anopheles arabiensis, 5756 nucleotides. RefSeq lists its product as uncharacterized. NCBI's taxonomy places the organism in Eukaryota, Metazoa, Arthropoda, Insecta, Diptera, Culicidae. The transcript has 5 exons. The record is from RefSeq and is a predicted model, not a curated record. Bases 3640 to 4560 code for a protein of 306 amino acids.
AUGUUAAAAAGGCAAAUAUUUUCUGCUUCUGAUAGUAAAAUGCUUCUGAUAAAUAAAAUAAAUAUGCUUCUGAUAGGUCUGGUAGUAAUAGUAAAUCUGAUUGUAAACAUAACCCAGGGAGGGAAAAUGGGAGUAUAUUGGGUUGAUAACACCAAAUGGAAGGGGCCCCUCAAUCGACGGGAUCAUCAACGCGGCCCCCAAAUGGCCGAGACAAUGGAGAUUGUUCUUCGUAUUAUGGCUGUAUAUGGCUGUAUGUAGAUGCAGCUGUAACGGUUUUUGGUCUUGUUGUAUUCGCAAAAAUUUAAAUAGUCGAUAAAAACCAUAUAUAAAUGAACAUGGUCCAUAGGUUCCUUGAGUAUUUUUAUACCCUUCCCCCCUUCCUUCUAACUGAAACCUUUCCCAUUUUCCCUUCUCUUCGGUCCACAAACUUGAUGUGAUCAAUUAGGGCCAAGAAUGAAUAUUUUAGUUUUUGCAUUAAAAGACACACACAAUCCACUAUCCCAGGCCAGGAAUGUGAAUACUAUUUUUCGUGUGAAAUAGCUGUCUGCUUUCGGCACACAAUCGCAAAGCGGUAGCAGGGGCCCCGUAUACAAGAACAGGCCAGUUCAUCCCAGCCAAGAGCGCACACAAUGACAUCGAUAUAACCAUUUCUCGAAUGAAACCUCAACCCACUGAAGCACCGUUGACCAAACGACCUUCCUAGGCUUUUUAAAGCGACGCGAGCUUGGUGUCAAUUUUUCCUGCUAAUUUCUGCGGCUACGAGCCGGUGUAUUGAAAUUUUGUGUAGGGGCCUUUAUAUUUUUGUCUGUGUAUGAUGUGUGCUAGUGGCUGUUGUAACGGGUUUUCUUUGUGGUUAAACGCAGCGUUCUGUUCUGUGUUGUGUGCAUUAGAUUUUUGCAGCAAGUGUCUCCGCGUUUUUUUGGUGAGCUCGUGCACCGACCAUCCACACCAAGACACCAAAUGGACGGGGCCCCUUAUUGACGGGGGCUCCUUACCGACGGGGCCCCUUCAUAUCGAUGGAAUCGUUUCUCGAAUGAAACCUCCCCGUGGACAAUUCGAGCAGUUUUUCUCCGGUUCCUCAACCCGCUCUGCCCCACUUCGCCCAUGUAUCUUGAAUAGCUAGCAAGAUUUCAUAUUGCCAUCUCUUUUUAACACACGGAUGAGUUUUUCUGCUUGGGUACCAACAACGAUUUUCAAUCCAUAUCAUGAGGUAUAAACACAGCUACCAUGUAUAUACACAGUGGCCUACAAAUGUAUGCAUGUAUUGGUUGACAUUGCAAGUGCGUCGGCGAAGGACAGACAAGUUUUUAGAUCCAGAUUAUUUACGAGAGUACCAUCAGCAAUGGCUUCAAGAUCAUCCCAAUAUCGGAAGCGUCGUCGCUUUAUGGAAGAAGUUGAGAGAGAAAUAGACAAUGAGAUCAAUAAUAUGGAGACUUCCUCACCUGUCAUGGUGCCGGCAUCGACGAGCAGGAUGUUCAGUAAGUAACUAAUAUUGUGUUUUUAGAGUACUAUUAUACAUGGAAAACGGAAUUUUGUCGCAGUAUAUUGCCAAUUGGUAAUCAGCAGCUACGUUGAUUCAUAUUCCGAUCGCAAUUUUAGGUUUUGCACCGCCAUAGUUUCUGCAUCGGUUCUGCACCGCCACCCACAAUGGCAACAUGAGGUUUUUUAUGUUUAACCUUACUUAGGAAAUCACGUCGUCGUUUUCUGGUUGGCAGUGUGAAUCCAAAUAAUAAGUGUUUUUUUUUUCUUUUUAAAUUGUUUUUUUUUUUGUAAAAACAGACAGCCACUUGAAUUUGCCAAACAUCCAUCGUGGGAGACAUGAUGAUGUUUUGUUCUUUAACGAUACAUUAGUAGGACUUUCUUUCUAGCAGCAAAGCAACUUCCGAAGGCUACGUUGCUGUCUUCUUCAAACUAGACCGCUUCGGGUACCUCGGCAGCGUUGAGACCAACAUCCGUGGCCACUGCAGCUUGCUUCUCGUCGUUUAUUGGCGAUUCCGUAUCAUCUCCCUGAACCCUGCCUGUUGCUGCUGAAGCGCGCCGUGACCAGCCGCAAUCUGCACUGACGCUGGUGGGGUUGGAGGAAGUCUGGCUCGAAGCUUCUCUCGUCGGUUAGUGUUGCGUCGCUCGUUGCGGUCGCGCCGAACAGUUUCAGGUUGCGUCUCUAAGAUGGCCAUCUCCUCUUCGUAUUACUCAAUGAUCUGCGACGCCAGGGCAACUCGUUCAUUGUCUCAUGCUCCCUGUAGUUGAACCGUGAUCCGCCUAGAAGCUUCGUAGAUAAGGCUCCAGCUCUCGACCUCGCGACAGGUGAGGUUGGAGGGUGUCCGUCGAAUCGAACCUGAUCAACCAUGGCCGACACGCUUCUGGAUUUUGCAGCAAAGCGCGGGCACUCCAAUAACACGUGUUCCUCGUCCUCCGAAACGCCGAUGAACCACUGAGAGUCCGGGGACGGUCGUGAAUCCUUUGCUAAUAAGCAUUCUCGUUAAAAAAAAAAAUCUGUCCUGACCUGUUUAAGCCUGUGCCUGGGCCAGAUGGAAGGUCGUGUCUCCGUGUUAAUGCCAGUCGCUGACGGAAGACGAAUUGCAUAGUACUGAUAGCAACUUAGGUGGGAAUGUAGAGUGUAGCUUUAGCAUAGAUGUAGAUACUAACAAUACUAACAAUGACAGCGCUGCAACUGUUGACGAAAAUAAUUUGGAUGAUAUAGAAAAUGAACAGGAAGAAUGUGCUGAAGAUUUGUAUGAUGCUUAUAACUAUUUGAAUGAUUUUCAAAGUUUAAAAGAAGCUUUGAGAUAUUUGGCAAUAAUGGGUCAUCUUUCUCGCAACUUUCUCAACUUGCUUCUUGCAAUUUUAAGAAAAUUUGGUCAUCCUGAACUUCCUAAAGAUGGUCGUAUUUUACUAAAAAAUCCUAAAGUUAGCCAAGAGAUUCAGCAUAUAGCAGGUGGACAAAUGUGGUACUCAGGGAUAGAAGUUGGCCUUCGAAAUUAUUUUAGGAAUCAUGUUCCAGAGGAAAAUAAGUUUUCGUUACAUAUUUUUAUUGAUGGCCUUCCUCUCUUCAAAAGUAGUGAUACACAAUUUUGACCAAUUCUUUUUAAAGUAAAAGAAAUUCCCGAUUGCCCGGUAAUGAUCGCAGGUGUAUUUGGUGGUCAGAAAAAACCUACCGACUUAGAGCCUUAUUUGCGACAGCUCGUAGAUGAAUUAAACAAUUUGCAAGUAAUAGGCAUGCUGUUUGGAGAGAAAGUUGUAAAAAUUUUUGCCAAGGCUUUUGUCACCGAUACCCCUGCGCGGGCCUUUAUAAAAUCGGUAAUGUACUUUCCGGCAAAACAUGGGUGCACGAAGUGUACUCUCGUUGGAGAGUUUGUAAAACCGGAGCGCAAAGUAAUAUUUUGUUCACCACAACCUGCUCCACCACGUACAGAUGAAAGUUUUCGACAAAGACACGAUACAGAGCAUCAUAAACAAAUUCGAUCUCCUUUAGAAGAGAUUGGUGGAUUAGAUAUGAUCUAAAGUUUUCCCACUUCUGAUCGACUUCAUCUUAUCGAUAUUGGCAACACUCGUAAAAUUUUGUACGGCCUUUUUCAUCAUAAAUUUAUAAGUUUUGUAAUAUGGUCUAGUGAACACAAGAAAAAUGCCUCUCACUUUUUGAUGGAAACGAAACUGCCUUCUGAAAUACAUCGACCAUUUCGAUCUCUUGACACUCUUCAGUAUUGGAAAGCAACUGAAUUUAGGUCUUUCCUACACUAUAUUAGCCCUGUUAUAUAUAAAGAUUUUAUGCACAGUGACGGCUUUAACCAUUAUUUGCUCUACUUUUGUGGCAUAACUAUUUUCUCAUCGUCAGUAUAUAAAAAUUUAAACCCGCUUGCAAAAAGAAUGCUUCAACAAUUUGUUGUUGAUUUCCCACUGUACUAUGGUCGCACCCAUAUGAGCAGCAAUGUGCACAAUCUUCUCCACGUAUUUGAUGACGUUGAAGAACUUGGUCCAUUGGACGAUUGGUCUUCUUAUGAUUAUGAAAACUUUUUACAGUUUAUUAAACGAGAUGUUAAGACAGGUUCAAAAUGUGUGGAACAAGUAGCGGGCAGAUGCAAGUUAUAUGCCUCAAUUAAUGUACAUCAUGGUCCCAAAGAAAAGAAAUAUCCCUGUUUGACUAUAGAUGGCUGUGGACUACAUGUAACUGAAAGCUUUGUUUUAAAACCAAAAUUUCGGGAUCAAUGGUUUUUAACAAAAUCAAAUGGUAUAGUGAAAUUUUUGAGAGCAGAAAUCUCUCCGCAGAAUUCGUUGGUUAUCGUUGGAAUCAAGUAUGAUAAUAAGGAAAAUUAUUUUACGGCUACAUUUAAAGAUAAUGUAUCUUUUGUAGCGAUACAGUCUAGUGAACUGAACAUUCAUAAACUAAAUUCUUAUUCACCAUCUACUAUGGUGACACUUGACCUUAAGUCUAUUAAAUGUAAGUUAGUUGCCGUUAAUUUACCCCCUCGUCCUCUUGUGUACUUUGAUGUUGAUGAAUUGCAAGAUUCUAUGCCUCCAUCUGUAUUAUUUUUUCCAUUAUUACACACUUUUCUUCCAAACUAACCAUAUUUUUUAUCUUAAAAUCAUGAUUGUGACUUGUUUUGUCUUAGUGUAAAUUAUAAUGUUAUUGAUUUUUUCAAAGGUUUACGGGUUUAUUUCAAAACUUUUGGUGGAGGGUAUAUCAUAGUAUGUAUAAUAUUAUGUUUUAUAUGUAUAUGUAUUAUGUAGAGGGUUUAGGUUGACGAUGUAUUACAUCACAUUUUGAAAGAGGGUAUAUCAUAAUAAAAGUAUGCACUAGUUUUCAUUACAGAGUUACCAGGGAAAGAAAUUUGUUUAAUCUACAGGAAACUUCAUUGUUGUUUUUUUAUUGAACAGAUCAGCACGAAUUGUCGCAUGUACAUGCAUUUAAUAAUAAUUGUAAAUGUUAGUGAAAAAAACCAAGAGAUUCAUUUCAUGUUUGUUUAUACUUUUUUAUGUAAACACAAUUAUUUUUAGUACUUUGGACUUAUUACUACGUUUAACGACAAUGCCAAUCUUUAAAACAAAUUAUCCAAUCAACCUGUGAUCCAUAAGUAGUGUAACAUCCACGACAGUUAUAACUAAAAUAUUAGAACAGUUGAUUGAUCGUAUGGUAUCUUUUGAUCAUUCCGUACAAACACUAAUCUCCAACAUCUAUUUUUUUUCUAAUACUGCUCAACGUGUUUCGCAUCCCAUACGAGGAUACAUCGAGGAAAAGCUAUCCCCUUACGUGACACGACACGACGUGACUGCGCUUAAUAUGGCAUUUCUUCCAGUCUCAACAGUUCCGCUUGUUUUUUAGAUAAGAACUCUUUGGAACAUUGCUCAUAGAAAGGAUUUAUUUCGUAAUUCUGUAUAAUGCAUUUACACAACUCUAAUAACUUCUUUUCCAGAGCAUUCAUCUCCUCAAUUGUUUCUACAGUGCAACAGGUUGGCGAAGGGGUUUUAUCCGUGGGGCUCAAGCAGGUGUUUUGAUUCGCCAACAGUUGUUGCAUCAUCCCGGUCAGAACAUCGAGCUUGUUGUUCAUCACAUCGUUCUGGACCUUUAGCUGAGCUACCAUUCGGCUAAAAAAGUUCGUUUUAUAUAGUUUCAUAGAGUAUUUCAACGUUUCCUAUGAGUAUUGUUUUACCUUGUGUAUGCAAAUCUAUAUCGACAAGUUAAGCUUUUUUUGUCAAACAAUGAGAAGCUCUACACGAAGUGAAACUAGUGAACAAUACAAUCUCUUAAAUUCUUUGAAUUC